UCGCGAUAUACCGCCGAGCGCACUCUGACCCCACACCUCGCGCAGUGAUAUUGUGUCUGUGACAGAAUUGUCGUGUUUUAUUUCGUGCGAGGUCCCCAUGAAGCGGCUGUCAUGCGUAUAGCGACACUGAUUGCACUCGUGCAGCUGUCGCUCGCUACAGCUGUUUCAGACGAGAACACACUUACAGCGGCCGAGUUGAACCUCGAGCUUGCUGGCGACAAUGCCCUGUCCCCAUUCUACUCUUUCGAGUCCAGCGAUGAGACCGGAGUGAACUUCGUGAGAGGGUCGCGUGCCGCUGACUCCCCUCUCUCACCAGACAUUGAUGUGCAAUGCUCAGCGGACUAUAUUGACGUAACUGUUGAAUUCGCUGAUGUCUUUGAUGGUAUUAUUUACAGUAAGGGUUAUUUGAAUGACCCGAAGUGCAAGUACGUGUCCAUUGGAGGUAGUCAGUCCCGGUACUCAUUCAGAGUACCGCUGAACGGCUGCGGCACGAGACCUCUAUGCAAUGCAUGUGGCACCGUGGAUAAUGUUCUGGUCUUCCAAACGGACGACUUCAUCCAAGGCCCUAAUGAUUUUGCGAGAAAGGUUUCAUGCGCCAGCACAGCUCUCGAAGUUAGCACUGGAGUAGUUAAAAAGGAACAAUCGCAUGUAUUAAAACUGAAGCCAUUUAUGGUUGAUAUGUUGGAUGUAGUCGCAGUUCAAGGUCCAGCGGGAGGAUUGGAAUGCUGGAUGGAUAUACAGAAAGGAGUCUUCCCUAAUACAACUCCUUUGGAGAACUCGAUUAAAAUUGGUGAAUAUUUAACCAUCCUUAUUUACUUGAAAGACAUCAGAAAUCAAUUCAGUUUGAAGGUUCACGACUGUUGGGCGUAUGACAAUGAAGACUAUGAUAGCCCGAAAACAAGUAAAAUACAGCUCACUGACAAGGAAGGAUGUCCAAAGAAAAAGAAGUUGAUUGACUUAUGGCAAAAAUCAACAAAUACUGGUAAGAGCGGAGCCACUUUGAUAACUUACAGCAAAGUGAGCGCUUUUCGAUUCCCAGAGACUGACCAAGUAUAUUUGACAUGUAAUGUUGAGUUAUGUACCAGUGAAUGUGAUGCUAGGUGUGGUGGAACAACGACUGAAAUAUCAACCACAAUAAGACCACAAGUGAAAUGUUAUCCAGGUUCCCCUGACCCACAAUGUCAGACAGCACCUCCGCAGAUAAUUUGUGAACCUGGAAGUAAUGAUGCUCGGUGUCCCAAACCAACCACACCAGAAGCGCCACGGUGUUUCCCAGGCAGCUCUGACCCAAGAUGCCCAAAACCAACGACGCCAGAGCCACCAAGAUGUUUCCCAGGCAGCACUGAUCCACGAUGCCCUAGACCGACCACACCAGAAGUGCCAAGAUGUUUCCCAGGCAGCACUGACCCAAGGUGCCCUAGACCAACCACGCCAGAGCCACCAAGAUGUUUCCCAGGCAGCACUGACCCAAGGUGCCCUAGACCAACCACGCCAGAGCCACCAAGGUGUUUCCCAGGCAGCACUGAUUCGCGAUGCCCACGACCGACCACACCAGAAGCGCCAAGAUGUUUCCCAGGCAGCACUGACCCAAGGUGCCCUAGACCAACCACACCAGAGCCACCAAGGUGUUUCCCAGGCAGCACUGAUUCGCGAUGCCCACGACCAACCACACCAGAAGCGCCAAGGUGUUUCCCUGGCAGCAGUGACCCACGUUGUCCGAAACCUACUACUCUUGCACCACCAAGGUGUUAUCCGGGAAGCGACGAUCCACGUUGUCCGAAACCAACUACACAAAAACCAGUGUGUUACCCAGGAUCGCCAGAUCCCAAAUGUCCACAACCACCUAGGCCCUCAACGUUAACACCGGCAACAUAUCUGCCACCUACAACAGCAGAACAACCAAAAUGCUACCCAGGCAGCAGUGACCCACGCUGUCCACAACCAACUACUCCUGCACCACCAAGAUGUUUUCCCGGAAGCACAGAUCCUCGCUGUCCUAAACCUACCACUCCUGAACCACCACGAUGCUUCCCAGGUAGCAGCGACCCCCGCUGUCCACAACCUACAACACCUGAAUCACCACGCUGCUUCCCAGGCAGCAGUGACCCACGUUGUCCACAACCAACUACUCCUGCACCACCAAGAUGUUUCCCCGGAAGCACAGAUCCUCGCUGUCCUAAACCUACCACUCCUGAACCACCACGAUGCUUCCCAGGUAGCAGCGACCCGCGCUGUCCACAACCUACAACACCUGAACCACCACGCUGCUUCCCAGGCAGUAGUGACCCACGUUGUCCUCAACCUACUACACCUGCACCGCCAAGAUGUUUCCCAGGAAGCAUAGAUCCUCGCUGUCCCAAACCUACUACUCCUGAACCACCACGUUGCUUCCCAGGUAGCAGUGACCCACGCUGUCCCAAACCUACUACUCCUGCACCACCAAGAUGCUUCCCAGGCAGCAGCGACCCACGCUGUCCCAAACCUACCACUUCUGCACCACCAAGAUGUUACCCAGGCAGUAGUGACCCACGUUGUCCACAACCUACUACUCCUGCACCACCAAGAUGUUUCCCAGGCAGCAACGAUCCACGCUGUCCCAAACCUACUACGCCUGCACCACCAAGGUGUUAUCCAGGAAGCGACGAUCCACGUUGUCCAAAACCAACUACACAAAAACCAGUGUGUUACCCAGGGUCUCCCGAUCCCAAAUGUCCACAACCACCUAGGCCAUCAACGUUGACACCAGCUACAUAUCUUCCACCCACAACAGCAGAACAACCAAAGUGUUACCCAGGAAGUAAUGAUCCACGUUGUCCUCAACCUACCACGCCCGAACCACCAAGAUGUUUCCCAGGUAGCACAGAUCCUCGCUGUCCUAAACCUACCACUCCUGAAUCACCACGUUGUUGCUUCCCAGGCAGUAGUGAUCCACGCUGUCCCAAACCUACGACUCCUGAACCUCCACGAUGCUUCUCAGGCAGCAGCGAUCCACGCUGUCCCAAACCUACUACGCCUGCACCACCAAGGUGUUAUCCAGGAAGCGACGAUCCACGUUGUCCAAAACCAACUACACAAAAACCAGUGUGUUACCCAGGAUCUCCCGAUCCCAAAUGUCCACAACCACCUAGACCAUCAACGUUGACACCAGCUACAUAUCUUCCACCCACAACAGCAGAACAACCAAAGUGCUACCCAGGAAGCAAUGAUCCACGUUGUCCUCAACCUACCACGCCCGCACCACCAAGAUGUUUCCCAGGUAGCACAGAUCCUCGCUGUCCUAAACCUACCACUCCUGAAUCACCACGUUGCUUCCCAGGCAGUAGCGACCCGCGUUGUCCUAAACCUACAACACCUGAACCACCACGAUGCUUCCCAGGUAGCAGUGACCCGCGCUGUCCCAAACCUACCACACCUGAGCCACCACGAUGCUUCCCAGGUAGCAGUGACCCGCGCUGUCCCAAACCUACUACUCCUGCACCACCAAGAUGUUUCCCAGGUAGCACAGAUCCUCGUUGUCCCAAACCUACCACUCCUGCACCACCAAAGUGUUACCCAGGCAGUAGAGACCCACGUUGUCCACAACCAACUACUCCUGCACCACCACGUUGCUUCCCAGGCAGUAGCGACCCGCGCUGUCCCAAGCCUACCACUCCUGAAGCACCACGUUGCUUCCCAGGCAGUAGCGAUCCACGCUGUCCCAAACCUACGACUCCUGAACCUCCACGAUGCUUCCCAGGCAGCAGUGAUCCACGCUGUCCCAAACCUACUACGCCUGCACCACCAAGGUGUUAUCCAGGAAGCGACGAUCCACGUUGUCCAAAACCAACUACACAAAAACCAGUGUGUUACCCAGGGUCUCCCGAUCCCAAAUGUCCACAACCACCUAGGCCAUCAACGUUGACACCAGCUACAUAUCUUCCACCUACAACAGCAGAACAACCAAAGUGCUACCCAGGAAGCAAUGAUCCACGUUGUCCUCAACCUACCACGCUCGCACCACCAAGAUGUUUCCCAGGUAGCACAGAUCCUCGCUGUCCUAAACCUACCACUCCUGAAUCACCACACCCGCGCUGUCCCAAACCUACAACUCCUGAACCACCGCGAUGCUUCCCAGGCAGCAGCGACCCACGGUGUCCUAAACCUACCACUUUAACACCGACAUCAACCCCCAGUUCCUGUUAUCCUGGUUCAAAGGAUCCCAAAUGUCCUCAACCAUUUGCUCCAAGCAGUACGAAUCCACCUUUAGAAUAUUUACCUCCUGUUGGUAACGAAAUAAAAUCAUCUGUGAAAGCAAAAUUGGCGAGUAAAAAUUUCGACUACUACGAUGAUUCGCUGACUGAAUUAGGUAACUUUGAGUUUUCGCGCACACAACCGAGAACAAGAAAUGUAAGAGAUGUUAAUGGAAUGACCGAUGAUGCAUACGAAACCCCGACCAAUGGGGCCGGUUAUUUAUAUGUAGCCUUAGUUGGCUCCGCCGUAUUUAUAGUUAUGUCCAUAGCAUUUACAGUUUUUAUGUUCAAACGUUUACGCGCUCAGAAUCACCGUAGCCCCACUUGUACAAAAAACAUGAGCCCUUGUUAAGAAAUCUAUAUAAUAUUAAUGAAUUGUGAUAUUUCCUUAAUGAUGUUUGCUUAUUUUUAUGAGUUAUUAAUAAUUUUAGAAUGGCAUAAGUGAAAUGUGAUAUAUAAAUUGAUGUUUUUCUGUCACUGCCCUUUCAGCUUUAUAUUAUUUUCGGAACACUUAUUUUUAACAGAAAUUGAAAUAAAAUAGUGCCAUAAACUGUUUUAACCUGUAUACCAUCAUAGAAUCACUGUAAUAUUAUAAACUCACACUUGUUAUAGACUUUCCCUAGUCAAUGUGUUCUGAAAAUAAAUAUAUUUUUAUAUGGAGUUAUUAUGUAUGUACGUGAUAGACAAUAUACAAGUAUUUGUAAAUAUUGCCAAUAUAUUUGUGGCCAUUUCUAUUGUGUAGAUAGAUUUAUUGCAUUAUUUCUGAAUGACUUUCGUUCUUUGUUGUUUGAAAAAAAGUGAAUUUACAAAA
Messenger RNA from Zerene cesonia (dogface butterfly), 5040 nucleotides. It is a transcript of the gene zye, whose product is annotated as proteoglycan 4. The coding region runs from base 112 to 4581 and encodes 1489 amino acids. The transcript has 12 exons. NCBI's taxonomy places the organism in Eukaryota, Metazoa, Arthropoda, Insecta, Lepidoptera, Pieridae. The record is from RefSeq and is a predicted model, not a curated record.